Molecule: messenger RNA, 1716 nt
Organism: Fonsecaea multimorphosa CBS 102226
Lineage: Eukaryota; Fungi; Ascomycota; Eurotiomycetes; Chaetothyriales; Herpotrichiellaceae
Exons: 2
Coding region: 1-1716 (571 amino acids)
Biological process (GO): post-transcriptional tethering of RNA polymerase II gene DNA at nuclear periphery; poly(A)+ mRNA export from nucleus; transcription elongation by RNA polymerase II
Cellular component (GO): transcription export complex 2
Molecular function (GO): RNA binding; double-stranded DNA binding
Source: RefSeq, a predicted model, not a curated record
AUGGCCGCAUUCGGGGCCCAGGUCUCACUCCUGAAUUCGUUUCUGACGGAAAUCGUCGACAGUAUCCGCAGCAAGAAUGGACAACGUAUCACCGACCUCAUCCAACUCGACUUUGACAGCCUGAGUCCGGAGCGUCAAAAGCCAUAUUCUGAACUCAACCAAGAGCUCAACCGGGCCCAUCCUCCAGAGAGAGAUGGAGAUCUUGUGGCCAGGUGCAAGCAGACUGUGUCGCCGGACGAGUUUGGGUCCUUCAGCACGUCCUUCUCGGAAUGCAUCAUCCAGUAUUUUCGCUACCUUCGAGACUUUACGUCCGCGGACAAUCAGGCAAAAGCAACCAAGAUUCGGCAGUUGACCAGUCAAUGUGUAAUCGCCUUGGGGGACACCAAGUAUGGGAUCAUUAUGAUACCAAUUGUGCUCUCGUUUUCCCGCACCCUUGCAGCGAUUGCUACCAACCUGGAUCGAAAUCCUUCUUUGAUUCGAAAUCCUAGUCUGGCGACCGCACAGGAUACCGAAGGUGCUCCGGGGAAGGUGAGCUUCGUGGAGGACGCAGCGAAUGUGCUACGAGAGGCAUUCAUCAAGUGUCUUGCCGGCAGCCCUGGAGUUCCGCGAACAUCUCGUCCUUCUCCAGAGGACAAGCGGGUUGGCAUCUAUCUGACGGCAAAUUCGUGUCUGAAGCUGCUAUUACAGUGUCACCGCCUGCGCAACGCUCAGCAGAUGCUCUCGAGCAUCGACGUUCAGUCACCGCCGUUAUCCUACUACCCAGCAGCACAGCGGGUUACGUUCUUGUACUACCUGGGUCGGUUCCAUUUCGCCAACAAUCAUUUUCGACGUGCACAGAAAGUCCUACAGACGGCGUACGAACAGUGCCAUCGCCAAGCUAUCAAGCAUCGACGGUUGAUCUUGAUCUACCUGAUAGCAGCCAACCUUUGUCUUGGUCGAUUCCCCUCUUCAACACUCCUCUCACGUCCAGAGAGCAGAGACAUUGGACCAAGAUUCACUCCCCUCUGCAAGAUCAUACAAACGGGCAAUCUUGGACUCUUCCACCAGUACCUGGAUCUGGAUAGCGAGUCCGGAGAGUGGUUCCUCAAGCGGUCCAUCCUCUUUCAGCUGCUUAACCGGUGCGAGAUCCUGGUGUGGAGGAGUCUGAUUCGCAAGACUUUCCUCCUUGUCGGCUACAUGGGCGAAGAGAAGAAAAUCCCAUUCCUCAGGUUGAGCUAUGUCCACCGUGCAGCGGUGUGGGCAUUGGGCAGGCAGCGGGCGAUUUCGACGGCCAAUGGAUUUGGCUCACACGCUGCCUUGGCAGAUGAGAAGAAGUACGUCGACCCUGAGUUCGCAGAUAUGGAUGCGGCGAUCAACGAGACCGGGUUUGAUCCGGAAACGGGAGUGUACAUUGACGAAUAUAUCGGGCAGUAUGUACCAUACAGCAGUGAAGGGGAGGAGUCGCCUGCCAUGAACGAAGUGGAAUCUGCAGUCUUGAGUCUGAUCCAGCAGGGUCUGUUGAGGGGCUUCGCUCUGCAUACCAAUCCCCGGUUCGCGAUCCCAGGGAGCCAAAAGGCUGGGGGACCUAUGAAGGCAGGAUUCCCUGAAGUGUGGAGCGUCACUGCCAGUAAAGACGGAGGGGAACCAGUGCCCGGUUGGGUGGAAGAAGGAAAUCUAGAUGCAGGGGGAGGCGGGAGGGUGGUGAGGAUAUUCGGAGCUAGACCAGCAGGUGCAUGA